Messenger RNA from Phlebotomus argentipes, 2020 nucleotides. RefSeq names its product G-protein coupled receptor moody. Gene Ontology annotation, biological process: G protein-coupled receptor signaling pathway. The transcript is spliced from 3 exons. Bases 688 to 1986 code for a protein of 432 amino acids. The record is from RefSeq and is a predicted model, not a curated record. Gene Ontology annotation, cellular component: membrane. Gene Ontology annotation, molecular function: G protein-coupled receptor activity. NCBI's taxonomy places the organism in Eukaryota, Metazoa, Arthropoda, Insecta, Diptera, Psychodidae.
CGUCUGGGAAAUUCUCUGUGUGAUUGCGGAGUUUCCUCUAGUCAGUUGCUCACGAGAGACUUUCCACAGUGGAAGUGAGGAUUUCCUUUCGCGCUGCAUUUCUUGUGUGUGCCAUCCGCGAAGAGCGGUUAAGUGCGCAUUUCAGGGAGUGAAGGUGUUACACAAGAGUGUUUCUUUAAAAAUUCCCUUAUCACGCGUGUAUAGAUUGAACACGACUGACGGCGAUAAGAUUAUGUGACAGACUGAAUUGGAUGUAUAGGAAUUUCUUUGGCGGCAAUCAAAUAAGCACGAAAAAAGUGGCUGUGUUUCUACAAAUGGGAUAAAGUGUAGCGCAAUCCGGAGAACUCUCGCCUCUGGGUCGAGACAAGAUCAAAUUAGAGCCGUGGAAAACUCUUCAACGGUUUAACUAGUGUGAAAAGUGUAUUGGAACACGUUGAUGUAAAUAUUUACAUAAAUAUUGAGGAUUGGAUUCUAUUUUCAUCGCACUUCUCAUUAGCUGGCGUCUUUUAUUCCUUUUUUCUCCUCUUAAUACCAUCCACCCUCCCACUUUCGCCUUUCCGCGAUACAAUAUCGCGCCCAAUUAACUAAACAAGCCGGCUGCGAAUUAAUUGCUCAAUUCUGCGAAAAUCCCAAAAUGACGCCCGGACUCAGAUGACUCGCUGGGAUGACUGAGGACUAGAUGAAACCAUGGAAUUACUUCUGGGACCGCCGCCCAUCACAGCCUAUCCCAUCAUCAUCAGCCGCACCAUCGACAAUGAUACAACAAUCAGUUCGGGCGGCCUGUUCGAAAACUACGCGGACUCGCUGCUGAAAUUCGCCUCCGUGAUGUGCAUGAUCUUUGCGCUGAUCGGCAUUCCUGGCAACUUAAUAACCAUCAUUGCGCUGGCACGAUGCAAAAAGGUGCGCAACGCAACAGCUCUCUUUGUGAUAAACCUCUCGUGUUCCGAUCUCCUCUUCUGCUGCUUCAAUCUUCCGCUGGCCGCCAGCACUUUCUGGCAGCGCGACUGGACGCACGGCGACAUCCUGUGCGAGCUCUUCCCCUUGGCGCGCUACGGCCUGCUGGCCGUGUCGCUCUUCACCAUCCUAGCCAUCACCAUCAAUCGCUACGUUAUGAUCGUGCACCCGCGCAUCUACCCGCGCAUCUAUCGGCGCAAGUUCCUCGCGCUCAUGAUCGCCGGCACGUGGACGCUCUCCUUCUGCGCCCUCAUCCCCACGUGGAUGGGCGCGUGGGGGCGCUUCGGGCUGGAUGUCAGCAUCGGUAGCUGCACCAUUCUACGCGAUGCCAAUGGCAACUCGCCCAAGGAGUUCCUCUUCAGCGUGGCCUUCGCGCUGCCCUGCAUCUUCAUCGUGAUGUGCUACGCCCGGAUAUUCUUCAUCGUGCGCAAGGCGGCUGUGCAGUCGCACGGAGGCGCGGACGCGCGGAAGGACUCCGUGCGCUCGCGUGGAUCGCGCAGGAGAAACUCACGCCGAAAACCCGCCCAUCCGGAGCCGCUGCCGCAAAAUGGCGCGGAGCCCUUCGUGAAAUUCGACAAUCCCGAGAUUAGAUUCAUGGACAGCACCAGCAUUGGCUCCGGCCAGGAGGCCGCGGAGAACGGCCAAGUGGCGCCGCAGGCGGACGAAGAUUCGGACGCGUGCAGCGUGAAGGAAGAGCGUGUGCAAAAUCACGCCGCGCAGAGCCAUCUUGAGAACAACAACACGUCCAACGCGAGCAUUCUGUAUCGCGGCCGCAUGACGGUGCGAGACAAGAGGCUGCUGAAGAUGAUCCUCGUGAUCUUCAGCGCCUUCCUCAUCUGCUACCUGCCCAUCACCAUCACGAAGAUCUUCAAGGGCGCCACGGAGAUCCAUGGUUUCAACAUCAGCGGCUACCUGCUCAUCUACAUGACCACCUGCAUCAACCCCAUCAUCUACGCCGUCAUGUCCUCGGAGUACCGCCGCGCCUACUGGGGCCUCAUCAUGUGCGACAGGCAGCAGCAGAACUCCGCCUGAGACACACUGUAAGAAGUGCACAAUAAAGAGUUAU